CAAUUGAUCAUUGAUAACAGGUUUAAACAUUCUUGUAUAAAAUGCUUUUAUUAUUUCUUAUUUUGUGAUUGUUCAAUGAAGCAAGACACAAAACUCUUCAAUUAUUGCUGUGCCUAUCGUUUAGCAUUAAAUGCUUGACUGAUUAAGGUAAAAAUGUUCUGACCAUCUUAUUUCCACGUUCCUUUUGGUUUCUCCGGUAUAAUUCUCUCCACAAAACUAAUUUCUUUCAUAUAUAACAACUUUUGUGUGAAACUCUACCCUUUAAUGUUUGUUGAAAAAACAAAAAGCUAUUUCAGCUUUUUGUUUUUCAACAAAUGGGUAUGUUAACUUGUUUUUCAGUUACUUGCAUUACGUUCAUUGAAUAAAAGAAUACAAGAAUGAGUAAAUUUGGUAGGAUACUUUGCUGGCCUGAAUUUGUGAAAAAUUAUUUCUUUCUCAGCAAAAAAGGGCUAAUUUUCCAUCCUUGAUGUAACUCUGCAGUUUUAAUAUUUCUUCUAUACUAUUUGGGAACAGAAGAACUCCAAUGAAAAAGUAAACCCUAGGGACAGCAUUAGUUGGAGAGUUUUGUGUCCUACUCCAUUGGACAACCAAAAAAGAAAAAUAUGGAAGAUUUUUUUAUAAGAAAUUUUACACCUGUGAUUAAAGAUCAAUUAUAUAUCUUAUUUCUAAAUUGUUUAAACAAACUCCAAUAUAAAUUUAAAUUUAUUUAAAUAUAUUUAAAUGUGUAUGUAUUUUAGAUUUUAAAUUUUAAGCUACGUCAUAGCCUGAUGAUAUAGUCGAUACGAAAUGUUUCGCUAUCAAAUAUUUCAUAUUUUAAAUAUAUUGAUUCUUUUAUAUUAUGAUAAAUAUGGCUUCUUACUUACUAACAUGUUUUUAUGAUUUUGUUUUUACCUACAUAAAUAUUGAACUUGGAAAGAAUAUUUUAAAAAGAAUAUCUUAUUCAAUUAACUUUUUGUUCUUCCUUUUUACUGUUAACCAUGAAACGGUUCUGCUGUCUUCCCUCUAUUUAACUUCUUAUUACUGAAACUAUAGCCGAUAUGGUAAAAACAAUGUUUAUGUGAUGAUUUAUUGGAAUAUUUUUAUUUCUAGAAAGGAUAUGUACUUCAUUCAUGUUUUAUUUAGAUUGUUAGAACAAAGUGUAAUGUUAGGCAAUCAAAACGAAAAACAUGUAUAACGUAAUAAUAAAAAAGCAGUACUUAUUUUUAAAACUGUUUGGUUUUGAAAAGGUAAACUACAGGCAGUGAAGGACUAGUAUGUCUACUAACUCGGAUGAUGUGUCUUCAGUUGAAUAUGAACAGAUGGAAGCCAGUUUUGAAUCCAUUUUUGGCAGCAGUAAUGAAACAAUCUUUGGAGAUUUGUCCAUGACGCUAAAAGAGAUUGACGAAACUUUACAAGAACAAAAUGCCGAUCAUUUGCUCGACAAUAUUAAUGAUUCGUCCCACUUUUUGAAAGAGCUGAUCACAAAACAGCAACGUUCCCACCAGAAGAUACAAAUACAUACAAACCUUGUAUUUUUAUUUUUGGUGGUUUGUAGCCUACAGCUAGGGCCCAAAAAGUCUAAUAUAAUCAUGGAUGAUUUGAAAGCUUCGACUAAGAAAUCACAGCUAAACAACGCCGAAUCAAACGUGUUACUUAGGUCAUUAUCAUUGUCGUUCACUGACAAUUCGUCACAACUUUCGCACGAACAAGAAGUUUCGGUCAUAGCAAAAGAUAGCAUUUCCUGCCCAGCGUCAAGAAAUCAGAUGGAAGUUGAAUCGGAGUAUAGCUUAGGUAGUUAUUUUGAAGUAACAAGUACUUCUUUACAUAGACAAACUCACUUUGACGAAGCUAACUCUGGAACGACAAGUGGUUUUUCAUGCUCCGGCGAAAAUGAAUUGUUUCUACCAAUUUCUCUUGAGAUGGGUGCUGUAAACGUUAAUAACAGAAAACACAAUGAAAUUAAAUUCCUCACUGAAAAAGACAAAGCCGGCAAUUUAGUUAAUGGCGAACCUAUUAACAGACCUCUUGUGGAUAUUGGAAAUGAGAAUAUAUCUGUUGAACAGAUUAGCAAAGGAAAGAAAGAAACGUCUGUGCAUACCGCUCUGAGUGUAUCAGCAAGUAAGAUAGUAGACGAGCAAAUAAAAGAAGGAGAAGAGACAGACAAUUUACUUCUGUAUUUCGACCUAAUGUCUGCGCAUAUUCAGGAAAUGAAGCUAGAGAAAGAACGAAUGAAAUUGGAUGUUUUGGUUGCUUUGAGAACAAAAUUACAAAAUGUCUACGACGGUGAAAGCUUGGAGAAAAUACCUGCAAAGUUUGCGGAGAAGAUCAACGAUAAUUUGUGCGAAGUCAUGAUUGCAGAGGUGAUGAGAGUGAAAGAAGAAGAAGAAGCAAAGUGCACAAAGGAAAAGGAGGGAUACUUGUUGCAAAUAAAAAAAAUGUCAUCGGAACUCGCUGAACUUGCUAAAGAGAAAUGCGAGUUAAGUGUCGAGUUAAACACAUACAAAGAACAUCUGUCCAAGUUAAAAGAAUCAUUCGACAAAAGUGAUAAUUUAGAAAACCGUGUCGUAUAUUUGGAAGACUUGUUACGAAGUGUUGAGAAAGAAAACGAGAAAUUAAAAGUGGACACGUGGCAACUGAGGAAAGAAAACGAAAAGGUAAAUAAAAAGGUGAGAGACCUGGACCAUGCGUGCGAAGAUUCUUGCCGGAAAUACGACUGUUUGAAGAUGUCGGAAAAAACGAUGCGACAAACGACGCGUCAAGAGAUUGUCAAUCUGAUCGCGCAAAACAAAAAGGCCAACGACGAACUAUUUACCGUGAAAAACCAGAAGGAAAACUUACGACUAGAAUUGGAACGUGCAAAAAAUUCAAAGGAGACUGAUUUAACGAUAAUUAAACGCUUGGAGGAGAAACUAAAUAGUCAAAAAAGUUUUUUGCAGAAUAUGCACGAGGAUUCCAACAAAAACUUUGAAAAUAAUUUAAAAUUAGAAAGCAAGGCCACGGAAUAUAAGCAGAAGUUAAAGAAGUGCGUCAACGUUUUGGAGGCUGCGCGAAAGGAAAACAAAAGGUUAAGCGAUAAUGCACAUGCUCUCCAAAAUGAAAUAGAUGAAUGUCGUACGGUAAAGCAUAAUUUAAAAAUGAAAGAGUCUGACCUCAUAUUACAACACGCAAAAGAGAGAACUGAAUUAGAAAAUACCGUUAAUAAGUUGACAGAAAACGAACAUAUUUUAAAAGAAAAGCUGCAGACAUUGGAGAGAGCGAUGCAGUAUUAUAAAAACACUUUAAAAACACAGACACUUGUCACAGACACUUUAAAUUGGUCAACUCUAAGAAAAAAAAACAAAUUACUGAAAGACACCACCUCAGAUAAUUCUCAUGUAAAUUUCAUUAAACUGGCUGCUCCUCAAACAAGAGUUUUAGCUUCAUCGACAGCGAAUAUACCGCCUGUUAACUUAUCCAAAUCACUUAAUUUUCGUCACUCUUCUACAGCAAAUAGUAACACUAAUCUUGAAUCCUUUUAUGAAACAAAGAAUUCUUGGAGAAAACCACCAACCUCACCUGUGCACCACUUGCCACCUCAAAGUGGGCACAUAAACAGCUCUGAAGAACGUGUUUUCCAAUUCCACGGCGACACUGCAAACGUUGAUGGUACAAUGAUCUACGGUACAGGAUAUGUUUCGCCAUUCGUCAACAACAAACUGAAGUACUCUGAAGACGACACAAGAUUGUUUCUUAAAGAGAUGACGUAUAAGCUUGAACAUACCGAAAAUGCUCUAAAGUUGGCUGAUCAAGACGAAUACAUGUCUUCAUUACUGACGGGGAAGAAUUUGGAAGAGAGGGUUCAAACCCUCCGUUCUGAAGUGAUGCGUUUGUGAUGUAUAAUGGACGCUCAUGCCAGUACCCUUGUGAAAUUUUAAGCUCACAGUUUGCAAUUCAUUUUAGAAGAUUUAUUUUUACUUUAACUUUUACGUAUAACGUUAUAGACCUGAAAACUUUAUAUUCUCAUUUAAAAAAUGAAACAUUUUAGUGUGAUAUUCUUAAAGGUGCUACGAAACAGCCGUUGGUUUUCGCAGCCCCUUUAAAAAGAGAGAAAAAAAGGUUU
Molecule: messenger RNA, 4078 nt
Organism: Hydractinia symbiolongicarpus
Lineage: Eukaryota; Metazoa; Cnidaria; Hydrozoa; Anthoathecata; Hydractiniidae
Product: early endosome antigen 1-like
Exons: 8
Coding region: 1254-3851 (865 amino acids)
Source: RefSeq, a predicted model, not a curated record